Zootoca vivipara (common lizard) is the source of this 1209-nucleotide messenger RNA. The record is from RefSeq and is a predicted model, not a curated record. NCBI's taxonomy places the organism in Eukaryota, Metazoa, Chordata, Lepidosauria, Squamata, Lacertidae.
AUGGUUGAUUACUACCAAACACUGGACAUCCCUCAAACUGCCUCCUCAGAUGACAUUAAGAAGGCGUACAGGAAGAAUGCACUGAAAUGGCACCCAGACAAAAACCCAGGGAAUAAGGAACAAGCGGAGAAGAAAUUCAAGGAGAUAGCAGAAGCAUAUGAAGUGCUAUCAGACAGUGGGACUGGCCUCCUCUUGUUCCUAUUUCUGGCAGGUUAUAAGCGGGACCUUUAUGACCUCUACGGACUCGAGGGGCUGAUGGGACUAAGCACAGGUGCUGGGGUUUUUCCGAGCGCCACUGAGACUCCGGACUUCAUGUUCACCUUCCGUGAUGCAGAUGAGGUCUUCAGAGAGUUUUUCGAAGGACAAGAUCCCUUCAACGAAUUCUGUGAGGAGUUGUCCCCAUAUACAGCUCUUCAAGGAGGAAUACCCCAGUGGGUUGCGCCAGGCUGCACCACCUACUCCUAUUGCUCCUACAGCUCUCCAUUCCAGACAGAUUUCUUCACUACGUUUGGGCCUGGUGCUGAAUUAGGAAUAGGCUUCUGCUCUGUCUCCACAUCUACUAAGUACAUCAACGGCAAACGGAUAACCACCAGGAGGAUCCUUGAGAAUGGGCAGGAGAGAAUGGAGAUUGACGCGGACGGGGAGCUCAAAGUGGAAGAAGUGUGUGACCUCACCAACAAUGACAUGAAGGCCACGGUGGAGCUCAUCCAGCCAGAGCAACGCGAGAUCCUGCGCUCGUCUGCUACGGACAUCCCGACUCCGCCACGCCCACAGAGCGCAGGGUUCUCUUGCGCCCACCCUGACGACGAAGACAAGGAGCUGCAUCGGGCCACCCUGGCCUACAGCCUGUCUGAGAUGGAGACCUUGGGGCAGCAGCACCUGGCAGGCGCCGCCCGAGACAGCUCCAGGAAGAGGCGAGGCGGCACUUGGCGGGCACACAAAAGGACGCCAGGGCUCAGCGAGGAAGUGGCGGGUGCUCCCUUUCCCAUUAGAGCCAGGAGCCCGGGUGCAGGAGACAGCACAAAGGAAGACAAGCCAGCAGAAGGCCCAAAGGGCAGAGGCUGCACUGAAGAACCGGAGAAGCAGCAGCUCGCCUUGCCGGCGGCCCCUGAAGAGAAUGACUCGGUCCUCAAUGACAUGCGGUAUGUCUUCCCCGACAUUAUCCCUUCCCACAGGGAGAGGGAAUCCAUCAUGUGCACUGUCCUCUGA